CCCCAGCCCGAGCCCGAGCCCGAGCCCGAACCCGAACCCGCGGAGGGCGCUGGGCGGCGGGCGGCGCACGCAGCGCGGGCUGGAAAGGAUGCAAUCGCAGACGCGGGGCCGCCGCUGCAUCUGAGCCGCCGAGAGCACCGAGCGCCGCGUCGCUGCGGGCCCGGCGGCGCCAUGGGGAAGGAGCAGGAGCUGGUGCAGGCAGUGAAGGCGGAGGACGUGGGGACCGCGCAGAGGCUGCUGCAGAGGCCGCGGCCGGGGAAGGCCAAGCUCCUGGGCUCUACCAAGAAGAUCAAUGUCAACUUCCAGGACCCAGAUGGCUUCUCAGCCCUGCACCAUGCCGCCCUGAAUGGCAACACGGAACUGAUCUCGCUGCUGCUAGAGGCUCAGGCUGCUGUAGACAUCAAGGAUAACAAAGGCAUGCGGCCGUUGCACUACGCGGCCUGGCAGGGCCGGAAGGAGCCCAUGAAGCUGGUGCUGAAGGCAGGCUCAGCAGUAAAUGUCCCAUCCGACGAGGGCCACAUACCCCUGCAUUUGGCUGCCCAACAUGGUCACUACGAUGUGUCAGAGAUGCUAUUGCAGCAUCAGUCCAAUCCCUGCAUGGUAGACAACUCUGGAAAGACACCUCUGGACCUGGCCUGUGAGUUUGGCCGAGUAGGGGUGGUCCAACUGCUGCUAAGUAGCAACAUGUGUGCGGCCUUGCUAGAGCCCCGACCAGGGGACACCACUGACCCCAACGGCACCAGUCCCCUGCACCUGGCAGCCAAGAAUGGCCACAUCGACAUCAUCAGGCUCCUUCUUCAGGCCGGCAUUGACAUUAACCGCCAGACCAAGUCUGGCACGGCCCUUCAUGAGGCCGCACUCUGCGGGAAGACGGAAGUGGUUCGCUUGCUGUUGGAUAGUGGGAUCAAUGCCCAGGUGAGGAACACCUACAGCCAGACAGCACUGGACAUUGUACACCAAUUCACUACAUCCCAGGCCAGCAAGGAGAUCAAGCAGCUGCUUCGAGAGGCCUCUGCAGCUCUUCAGGUCCGGGCAACCAAGGAUUACUGUAACAAUUAUGAUCUAACCAGUCUCAAUGUGAAGGCUGGGGACAUUAUCACGGUACUUGAACAGCAUCCAGAUGGCCGGUGGAAAGGCUGUAUCCAUGACAACCGGACAGGGAACGACAGGGUGGGCUACUUCCCAUCCUCCCUGGGGGAGGCUAUUGUCAAACGAGCAGGUUCCCGAUCAGGCAGCGAGCCAAGCCCACCCCAGGGAGGUGGCUCACUGGGACCCUCUGCACCUCCGGAGGAGAUCUGGGUGCUGAGGAAGCCUUUUGCAGGUGGAGAUCGCAGUGGAAGCUUGAGCAAUGUGGCUGGGGGCAGGAGCGCUGGGGCUCAUGCUCUGCACGCAGGCUCUGAAGGAGUUAAGCUCCUGGCGACAGUGCUCUCCCAGAAAUCAGUCUCCGAGUCCAGUCCAGGAGAUAGCCCAGUCAAGCCUCCAGAGGGCUCUACAGGUGCUGCCCGGUCCCAGCCUCCAGCAGCCCAUGCUGGGCAGGUAUAUGGGGAACAGCCACCCAAGAAGCUGGAGUCAGCCUCGGCCUCAGAGGGCAAGAGUUCUGAGGCAGUCAGUCAGUGGCUUGCCACAUUCCAGCUACAGCUCUAUGCCCCCAACUUCACCAGUGCUGGCUAUGACCUGCCCACUAUCAGCCGCAUGACCCCCGAGGACCUCACAGCCAUUGGUGUCACCAAGCCAGGCCACCGUAAGAAGAUUACCGCAGAGAUCAGCGGCCUGAACAUCCCUGACUGGCUGCCUGAACACAAACCCGCUAACCUGGCUGUGUGGCUGUCGAUGAUUGGUCUGGCUCAGUAUUACAAGGUGCUGGUGGACAACGGCUACGAGAACAUCGACUUCAUCACCGAUAUCACGUGGGAGGAUCUCCAGGAGAUCGGCAUCACCAAGCUGGGACACCAAAAGAAGCUGAUGCUGGCAGUGAGGAAACUGGCGGAGCUGCAAAAGGCAGAAUACUCCAAGUAUGAGGGGGGACCCCUGCGUCGAAAGGCACCCCAGUCGCUUGAAAUGAUGGCUAUUGAGUCACCACCCCCAUCUGAGCCUGCUGCGGCAGAGUGCCAGUCUCCUAAGAUGACCACCUUCCAGGACAGCGAACUCAGCGGUGAGCUGCAGGCUGCCCUAUCGGGCCCAGCUGAGGCAGGUGCGGCUGCUGCUGAGAAAUCCUCCAACCACCUGCCGCCCACUCCGAGGGCCACCUUGCGGCAGGAGUCCAGCCUGAGCGGGCGGGCUCGGCACAUGAGCAGCUCUCAGGAGCUGCUGGCUGAUGGGCCCCCAGGGCCUGGCAGUCCUAUGUCACGAAGUCAGGAAUACCUGCUGGAUGAGGGGCCGGCUCCUGGCACUCCACCCAAGGAGGUGCGGUCUGGCCGCCACGGCCACAAUGUCAAGAGGGCCAGUGUGCCUCCAGUGCCUGGCAAGCCACGGCAGGUCCUUCCAUCAGGUGCCAGCCACUUCACACCCCCACAGACACCCACCAAAGCUCAGCCAGGCUCCCCUCAGGCCCUUGGGAGCCCUCAUGGUCCAGCCACAGCCAAGGUGAAGCCCACCCCACAGCUGCUGCCACCGACAGACCGACCCAUGUCGCCCCGUUCCCUGCCUCAGUCGCCCACACACCGUGGCUUUGCCUACGUGCUGCCCCAGCCAGUUGAGGGCGAGGCAGGGCCAGCUGCCCCAGGACCCGCAGUCCCACCAGUCCCGGCAGCUGUGCCCACACUAUGCCUGCCCCCAGAAGCUGAUGUAGAGCCCGGGCGGCCCAAGAAACGUGCCCACAGCCUGAAUCGCUAUGCAGCAUCGGACAGCGAGCCGGAGCGGGACGAGCUGCUGGUGCCUGCUGCUGCCGGACCCUAUGCCACAGUCCAGAGGCGUGUGGGUCGGAGCCAUUCAGUGAGGGCUCCUGCUGGCACCGACAAGAAUGUUAACCGCAGUCAGUCCUUUGCUGUGCGGCCACGUAAGAAGGGUCCCCCACCACCUCCACCCAAACGUUCCAGCUCAGCCAUGGCCAGUGCCAACCUUGCUGAUGAGCCGGCUCCGGAUGCUGAGACGGAGGACAAUCGCCUGGGGGUCCGGGCACAGCGCCGCCGAGCUAGUGACCUCACUGGCAGUGUGGACACAGGCAGUGCUGGCAGUGUGAAGAGCAUUGCCGCCAUGUUGGAGCUGUCUUCCAUUGGGGGUGGGGGGCGGGCUAUCCGCAGGCCCCCUGAAGGCCACCCCACACCUCGCCCUGCCAGUCCAGAACCGGGUCGGGUAGCUACUGUGUUGGCCUCUGUGAAGCACAAAGAGGCCAUUGGGCCUGACGGCGAAGUGGUGAACCGGCGCCGCACACUCAGUGGCCCAGUCACUGGACUUUUGGCCACUGCCCGCCGGGGACCUGGGGAACCAGCAGAGCAGAGCCAUUUUAUGGAGGAUGGCACAGCACGACAACGGCCUCGAGGUCCGGCCAAGGGUGAGCCAAGUGCGGAGGGCCCUCCCCUUGCUCAAGUAGAGGCCAGUGCCACGCUCAAGAGGCGCAUCCGGGCCAAGCAGAGCCAGCAAGAGAAUGUCAAGUUCAUCCUGACAGAGUCUGACACGGUCAAGCGCAGGCCUAAGGCUAAGGAGCGUGACACUGGGCCCGAGCCACCCCCACCUCUGUCUGUGUAUCAGAAUGGCACAGCCACUGUUCGCCGACGGCCAGCCUCCGAGCAGGCCGGGCCCCCAGAGCUGCCCCCUCCUCCUCCACCCGCUGAGCCCCCACCUGCUGACCUGAUGCAGCUGCCUCCACUGCCCCUGCCUGAUGGCAGUGCCCGGAAGCCCGUGAAGCCACCUGUCUCUCCCAAGCCCAUCCUGGCUCAGCCUGUGUCCAAGAUCCAGGGCUCACCUACACCUGCCUCCAAGAAGGUGCCACUGCCAGGCCCUGGCAGCCCAGAGGUAAAGCGCGCUCACGGCACACCACCGCCUGUGUCACCCAAGCCUCCGCCGCCACCCACAGCACCCAAGCCGGCCAAGGCUUUGGCGGGAUUACAGUCGAGCAGCGCCACCCCCUCGCCCGUACCCUCGCCAGUGCGCCAGCCGCCAGCAGCCCUUGUGAAGCCGGCUAGUUCACCGCCCUCGCAGAGCGCCAGCCCUGCCAAGCCUCCAUCCCCAGGGGCUCCCGCGCUGCACGUCCCCGCCAAGCCCCCUCGCGCUGCCGCUUCAGUGGCCUCCGGACCCCCAGUAGCUUCAGAUUGCGCUUCACCCGGGGACAGCGCUCGGCAGAAAUUGGAAGAGACUAGCGCGUGUUUAGCUGCAGCAUUGCAGGCAGUGGAAGAGAAGAUCCGGCAGGAAGAUGGGCAGGGCCCUCGCCCCUCCUCCAUCGAGGAGAAGAGCACUGGCAGCAUCCUGGAGGACAUCGGCAGCAUGUUCGACGACCUGGCCGAUCAGCUGGACGCCAUGCUGGAGUGAUGCAGCCACCCAUACGGGGGCCCACCGUAUUCCCAGCUCUGGCCCGCACUUUGAUCUUUUACCUCAGGAUGGGCACCUCCAAGCGGUGGGCGGGGGCCGAGUGGGCGGGGCUCGCCCAGCUCUGCACAAGCACAACUCCUACUCCUGGCCCAGGCUGGUUAUCAGCACCCUGGCACGGGGUUGGGGGGCGCUCCAAGGGCUCUGGGCAGAUAGGCUGCCCGCUGGUGCCCAUUCCUGUCUGCUGCUCCCUGUGCAACAAUUGCUGGGCCCUACCCUUGCAGGCUUUGCUCUGCUCGCGGAGGGCUGCUCCUCCCUUGCCCUAGGCAGACUGAACACCAAGGGAAGAUGAGGGGGGUGGCCACUGUGGCCCUCUCCCCAAUCUGUGGCAGAGCACAGGCCUAUGCCCAGCACAGAACUGCCCAUUGGGGAACCUCUGCCAGCCGCCCUGGCAUAGCACAAGGGACAGGGGGCCAAGGUUGGGCUCGCCCCACUGCACCCCAGAAUAUAAGCUAUCAAGAGUAUUAAUUUAUUGGGAAUGAGCUGAGGCAGAUUUCCCCAGAAAAACAAAAAAGAUAACUUUAACAAAUAUAUAUUUAAAGAGAAGAAAUAUUAUUGAUUCUAUAGAAACCAUUUACCAACAGAAAGGACACAAGUCCGACUUGAGACUAAAGCUGUCAGAGGUUAGACCACCUGUCUGCC
Molecule: messenger RNA, 5163 nt
Organism: Psammomys obesus (fat sand rat)
Lineage: Eukaryota; Metazoa; Chordata; Mammalia; Rodentia; Muridae
Gene: Caskin1
Product: CASK interacting protein 1
Exons: 20
Coding region: 172-4464 (1430 amino acids)
Molecular function (GO): protein binding
Source: RefSeq, a predicted model, not a curated record